Molecule: messenger RNA, 11337 nt
Organism: Linum trigynum
Lineage: Eukaryota; Viridiplantae; Streptophyta; Magnoliopsida; Malpighiales; Linaceae
Source: the annotation of a GenBank genome assembly
AUCCGUAUUUAAUGAAAUGAAUUAUUAACUUUACUAUUAAAUGGAGUAUUUACUAACUAUUAUGUAUAAGGUAUACAGUAGUGGACUCGUGGUUUAGAGUUCGUAGGAUUAGGACGUAUGUUCUUCUCAAUAACUGAAUACAAAAUUGACUUAACUAACAUUCUUUACGUAUCAUACGUUAUAGUUUAUACUUUAUACCAACAAUUUCAUAACACAUAACUAUAGUUCAUGGUUUAAGGUUAGCGUAUAGGGUAUACGGUAGUGGACUCGUGGCAUAGAGUUUGGAGUCAUAGGAUGUAUGUUCUUCUCAAUAACCGAAUAUAAAAUUGACUCAACUUACAUUCUUCACAUAACAUACGUUAUAGCUUAUGCUAACAAUUUCAUAACAUAUAACUAUAGUAUAGGGUAUAGGGUUAGGGUUUAGGGUUAGGGUUUAGGGUUUAUUCAUGGUUAUGCUUUAUGUUGGAUAUUGAUUUUUAUAGUUUAUUAAUUAAUUUGAUUUUAGCAAUUAGUUUAACUUGUGAAUGUACAUCUUAAAUAUAUCAUAUUCAAAUGACAUUCCGACCAACGGAUCGAACAACAAACUAGUUAAUCGGUAUAAAAUAUACCAUCUAUAAUAAUAAAUAUCAAAGAAAGGAAGAACUAGAUGUUUAUGAAAAUUUUUUGAAUGCAACACUACAGGAAAAUUGGUUUUCAGUCACGGUAUCUCAUUCACGGGAACCGUUACCGUACUAAGAAGUAUACUAACCAUCACAAGAAAAUUUACUGUAAUUAAUUAUAUAUUUCUUGUCACGGGAAUUAAUUUGUUUAUUUUCUAAUUUUUAUUUUCCGUGAUUAAUUUUUGUUUCCGUGAACAAUGUAGACUUGAAAAAACUUUCCCCAAAUUUGAAGAGGGAAAAUUUCAUUUGCCUCCAAAAUUAUCUUUGGAGGGAAUACUUUUUGGACUUUUGGCCGUCAAAUUUUGUUUGGCUCCAAAACUUCCCAAAUAGACGCGCCUUCUUUCCUUUUCAGUUUCACAAUUCCCCCCAAAAAUGAAACAAUGAAUUAAUGGUUGUCGGCUUGCCGCUACAAUCAAAGCAAACUCUAUUUCAAAAAGAAAAAAAUAACUCGAUCAGUUUAGUUUUGUUUCCUCCCCUUCUCCCCUGUCGAUUCACCACCGGCCACCACUUUGUUUGUUCUCGCCAUCGCUGCGGCCGCUUCUCAAUCGCCGAUUGCCUAUCUCUUUAGAAACCCUCUCACCCUUUCACUGCCGCAACCCGUUUCAGGCGACUCUAAUUUGACACGCAAUCCUCGGUUCCCCAACCACCAUCUCUAGUUUCUACCUCUUCAGAUAUGAAAUUUUCCCGAUAUCCCUCUCCAUAUCUUUCCUUGUUCCUGCCCGUCAGUUCGCUUCUUCGUCACCGUCCAUCCUGGCGUGCUUCACCUCUCUAUCGCAUGCUCUGAACCUUUACAGUUACCGCAGCCUAGGGGGUUGAUUUUCUUGGAGGCCUUCCAAGCAGAGGAAGGGUUCUGUCCACCCCUCUUUUGGAUCCAGCAAACCGCCUGCACCUCCUCGCCUCUUCAAACUGACUUCAGGUCUCCCACCACCACCGUUGCUCAUCACCGUCCCCAAAACCCUCUCUCCGUUUGGUGCGAUGCCUUCAACCCUUAACUGUUUUUAGAAGUUUGGGAUUGAUUAAUUAGUGGCCACAAAAAGUGUUUCGCUUAUUAUAGUUCUAAUUGAUUACUUGGUGGCCUCAAAAUGGUGGCCUCUGUCUCUUGUGUUGCAGGUGUCAGCUUUGUAGCUCUUUCCACCAGUGAAACUUAAGAAAGUUGUAAUUGUAAGUUGUUCAACCUUAUAAGUAUUUAUAAUUUUUGUAUUAGUGGGCAGUAAGAAAAAUAUUCUGGUUUGUAAGAUAAUAAAAAUGUGAAUUCUUUCAGCAUUCAUGGAUCUAUCGUCGGCUGUGGUUCUUAUGAUAAACUAUUUGUGAGUCGUGGUUCUUAUGAUAAACCAUACCACUACUUAAAUUAUAGUUUCACAACUGAUUUUUGGGAUGAUUCAGUGGCUGCUAGUUUUUGGGAUUGUGUAUCUGUAGUUUGUUGAGUCUCACUUCUACUUGAACUACAGUUUCAUGACUGAUUUAUGUUACCAAGCCUAGAUUUGAAACUUAUAGAAAAUGUGUCCUUGAAGUCGCUGCAUUUUUUGUGGUUUCUGAAUUCUGAUUGCUUUUGCUCUUUGAUACAGAAAUCUUUGUAAGCCAUAAUGCUGUGCAAAAAAAAUUGGUAAUUGUUACAGGUAGCAAUCCCAAUAAGAAUGGGACAGUUUCACUGUGGAGGCAUCUUAAAAUGUGCACUAAGGGAAAUCUUCAAGAUUAAUGGAGCCUUAUGUACUUUAUUGUAUUUCCUUCAUUAUAUUUGCUUAAAUGUUAUGUAAUGGUCUCAACUCUCAACUAUCAAGACUCAAGAGAUGGUUUCAUAUGUUUAUGAUCAAGCAAUUUGUUAGCUUUUUAAUUUCUUGUUGUUCAACUAUUUAUUUAUGUUGGUUCUGUAACCUUAAUGAAUCCUCUACAAGGUACCGACAACUAGCAACAUCAAAAUUGUUUAUGAUAUAUUCAAGCAAAAUCUAGUCACUCAUUUGUUUAAUAAAGUACCUUCAUGUGUUUUUCAUUGCAAUAUGGUGAUCGGUGAGUUUGUUUUAAAUUAGUGUAAUAACUAAUUAUAAAAAAAAUUCGAUUGUUUGGACCAAACAACCCGCAACCCGACCUGUUGUAACCCGCAAUCCGAUCAACCCGAACCCGAUUGAUCCGCAACCCGAUCAACCCGUAACCCGACUGAUCCGCAACCCGAUCAACCCGAACCCGAUCAACCCGCAACCCGAUCAACCCUCAACCCGAUCAACCCGCAACCCGAUCAACCCGAACCCGCUUGACCCGCAACCCGAUUAACCCGCGACCCGACUGAACCCGACCCGAACCCGCCCGAACCCGCCCGAUUGACACCUAUAGUGGUAAUACCACUGACCAUGAACCUGGAGGUCCCAGGUUCGAAUCCCUUCAGUAGUACCUAAUAACAAAAACAAGUAACCUAUAUCACCCUUAUCUAAAAAUAAUUGAAGUUUAAGAACAAGCUUUCUUUUAAGAAGUACUUCACUUUCAAGAAGGUGAAACCGUUUACAGAGUUUUUAGUCACUAGCGUCAGUCCGUUGUCAUUUGAGAUUUUGAGAUAGAGCAGCAGUUAUGCUCUUGAGACUUUUAAGAUAGAGCAACAGUUAUGCUCUUGAGACUUUUAAGAUGAGCAACAGUUAUGCUCUUGAGAAUCGUGGAAGAAGAGCCUUCCACGAUAAGUUUAAGUUUAAGGAAAGCCUGGAGGGCUUCUCAUAUGUAUGAGUUCGGCAACCAGACUAGCUAGUGAGGGAUCCCCGUGUCGGCCAAGUAUUUAAGUCAAGAUUUGAGAUUUAAGAAUGGAGGGUAAAACUAACUCCCCUUCAGUUUUCAGAGUGAAGAUUUUAAUAGUGGAAGUACAAAACAACUUCCACCAUGUUAAGUAAAGUGAUCAAGUAUUAGAAAUUUUAAACGUAAGGGCGUAGACUGACCCCAACUCACUCACCAGUUUGAAGAGGAAAAGCUGGAUGAGUAGUUAGAGAGACGCUUCGAGGGAAACUAGCUGGAGGAGGACGGUGCAAGCAUCACAGAGGAUGUCUAGUCAAGGUUAUCAGUCAGCAACAUCAUUUGAGAUGAAUUAGUUAUUAUACUUUAUGAUUAUGAGUAUAGACUGGAGAUUAGAUUGAGAUUUUAAAGUUUGAGUUUAAUUUGACCCCGUGUUAGGGCAUUGCUUUCAACCUCAAAAGUGUGUUUUCAGAAAUUUAUUUAUGAAAAUUUUCCCACUGCAAUUUAAGAUUUGAGUAUUUUAUUUUUCAAGGGCAUUUUAGUAAAAUUAGUACCCGGCCGGGUUAGAGUGUUACAAAGGUACUAAAUCGGUUAUCCCUAUGGCCCUAUGCCAAGAAUAUUGCCUAAGUGCUCACACUCAUUUCACAAUAAGGUUGCAACUAAAACAAAUCGUUGACUUACAUAAAUUCACCUUUUGCCCACUCAACUCCUGAUAAGUUUUAAGAACACCAACCAAAUUCACUCUCAAACGGAGACCUGUAAAAAUAGGUAAGAAUCAUUAGCGGAACAAAAAAAUAUGAGACACAACCAGCCACUAGGGCUGGGAAACGGUGCGAUAUGGUCCAGGCCGGACCAUAUAUACGGUCUAUGGUCCAGACCGAGAGGUUGAGGUAUAGACCACAGAUCAGACCACACCUGUGCAGUCUGGUCCGGUACGGGUUUGUCUAGAUUGACCACACUCCACGAAAAAUGAACAAUUUGAUUAGUCAACCACACAAAAAAUUUACAAUUAACCAAUAAUUUUUUUUUUGCCUUAAAACAUGAAUUUCAACAUGCAUGAUUAAUUUUGACACCAUAAAUCUCAAUAAAUUAGAUACAAAGCCAAAACAUCCCGACUUACACCAUAACGUCAUUAACAUUAACAUAAUGUCAUAUGGAGACACAAUCAUCUUUACUCUUUGGUGAAAUGUAGUUGUGAAUGAAGGAGGGGACGAGAUUCUAAAAAUUAAGAUUGAGACUUGGGUAUCGUUGUGGGAGUUGGGAAAGUGGUCAAGUGGGCUGCUAACAUGUAUUGAGAAGUCGGCUGGGUCAAUGAUUUGGUCCGAUAAAUCACGGCUAGACCAAACCAGAUCAGACCAAAAGAUAAAAAGAUCAUAUAAUGGAGAUCAUAUUUAAUGGUAGGGUGGAGUUUCGGUUAGUUCAGUUAUAACCAAUAACCGACUGGUCAAUUAUUGGUUAACCGAACAACCGUCCCCCCUUACCGACAGCCGCCUGAAAUAGACUUCGAUCAUCUCGGUUAUCGGUUAACCGAGCCCCCUCCAAGACCAAAAAUAUCUCGUCUAGCCUCCGAUAACCGACCAAAUUUUGGUUAUAUCGGUUACCGAUUAGUGGAUAACCGAUCAGUUAUCGAUUUAAUCGACCGGUUAACCAAAAACCGUUAAUCAAAACUCCACCUCUAUUUAACGGUCUACGGUCUGAACCAAACUAUCCGGUACGGUUUGGACCAUGAUUUUUCAGAUGGUCUGGUCUAUUUUCCCUAGGGGUGUUCAAAUGAUUACAAUGGUUAUAACCAAACCAAAUAAGGCUAAAUUUCAUUAACCAUGGAAUACAAUAUCAUAACCAAAUCGUCCAAACUAAUACAACAACCAAAUUAACCAAAUGAAAGUUUAAUCAGUUUGGUUAAUUGGUUAACCAGAUUAACCAAUAUAAAAUCACAUUAUCAUUAAGUGAGAAAAUUUCGAUUAAUUUAUCAAAUCACAAUUUAUAUAAUGAAUAAAACAUAACAAUCAUCACAUAGUUAUAGUUGACCCUUAAUAUAAAUGCAUGCAACUAAGACAAUUAUCUUACGGUUAGUAUAGAAGUAUUCACCUAACAAAAAUUUAUCACAAUGGUAUGGGUUAAUGAAUUUUUGGGUUUGUUUGAAUUGGCUUAGUCUUUUAGCAAUUUUCAUAGGCUGAAAAGGACCUUGCUUUCAAGUUUUCAUCCAACAUAAUGUAUGAGAUUUAUCUAAAUUAAGCUUUCAUAUGUUGUGGUCUACACUCUACAUAUACAAAUAUACAUUAUGGAACAAUAUCAAGCUUUAUAUUUUAUGUCUAAAAGGGAUGAAUGUUCAACUCUUGAGUGGUUAUUCAAAGUAUAAGUAUGUGUAUAUAUUAGAUAUAUGAUUAAUUAUUUAUCUGGUUAAUUUGGUUUGGCUGGUUAGUAGUGUCUGAAACCAAACCACCUAAACCAAACAAGCUAAAAACUUUAACCAAACCAAACCAAACCAAUUAUCUAAAUUAAUCAAACCAAAUUAUCCAAAUAGUAACUAGCCUAUUACCCGGCCCGUUGGCCGGAUUACUCUAUGUUACCCACUUGUGGAAUAGGAGAGAAAGCAAGUGAGAGUGAAGGGAUUGAGAUUCCACUUGAUUAGGACCGACCCACUAAUCUGAUUCUUCCCGACCCGCCCCAACCUAAAGGGUCAGAAAGAGUCAAUAAGAAAAUAUGAACGGAGAGGAUUAGUCAUAUUCAUAUAUCUUGACUCUUCAGAAGUGGGUCAAACAGGAUCAAGGUUGGGUGAGGGAAAUUUUUAGCGCUAAGCAGAGUUCUGGGUUGAAUAACUUUACUUAGGCCUAGAAAUUGGUGUUGAUGCAGACUGCAGUUUUUAUUAUACCAUCAUCAAUCAUCAUUGAAUUAGUCCUGGGCAUCCCUCCCCGUUGUCGGUCUGAAUUCUAAUGAUGGCUCCGUUCCUUGCACCAGCCUUAUCAGCGAGUUGUCAUCUCGAGCAUGAUUUGCCUAUGUACAAAUGAUACAAUUAGAGUAUGAAACUGAAUUCAAAGAAAAGGAAAAGAGAUUUCUAUCACAUGCCAAUAAAUACACACAUAAUAGUUGAAGCUAAGUGAAAGUCAUUACUCGCACAUCAAUUCUCAAAAAUUACAGACUAAACAAUGGCUAGAAUGGCACUGAAACUACCAAGAAUCAUGGACGAAACAACUUGUCAAAUUAAAUAAUCCUUAUACUGAAACUACCUUCUAACUUGAAAUAAGACAUGAUCACAGUUCAUAGCUCUCUUCUCACUAUGAAUUGGUUGCAGCUCGUCCUUAUCACUGCCUCCCAAGCUCAAUUCAAACAGAAUAGAGACCGUUAUGUAAGAUAACCAUAUCCUUACUGAUCAUAAUUCCUUUCUUCACUCCAUUUUUGUCAGAGAAAAGAGUUACCCCCCUCUCCUGCAUUUCCCUUUCCCCUUCUCUUCUCCCUCUUCUUCACAAACCGAUCCCUAAACCAGCAACAACAACACAAAAAUAACCUUCGCCUCUGCCAUCUCCAUCUACUGAACGCGUUGGUGGCAAGACAGGACUGCAGAAGCAAAAUUUUCUAAAAUCAAACUAAAUUUUUUGAAGGAGACUCAACCACGAAAAAAAUAGUAAAGCAACAAUGCUAAUAGUUCAGAUGGUUGGUUUUGAUGUUAUACAUUGCUUUUGUUCUGGUCUCCAGUAUAUCAACUGCAAUAGAGAUGUUUCCUCCAAUCAUCUUUAGUGCACGAUUUAGAAGCAAGUCCUCCUGUUUGUGUCAAACGGAAACAUUCAUGGGUUCUUAACUCCCCUGUUAGUGUAAAAGCAGCAGCAGCAACAAAGAAGUUUGACAACACAGCAAGCACCCAGGCAAAAUGAUACAAUGCAGUAGGUGAUAUGUGUCUCGAAGGUUUUGAGUUACUAAAGUUCAUGUUAAAAAUAAACAUGAAUUAAAAUGGAUUAUUCUAUUAAGCAAACAUCCCAUCCAAUCAUACAAAGAUCAAAUAUCCAAUUCACAAACAAUUAAGCCAUAAAAAAUCAUCACACAUCCACCACCUUUGAUUGCCUAAAUUUGGUUUUUCGCAAAAGUUAUGGACACUUAAGGGAAACGUUCAUGGGUAGUCUGUUUCAUAACUCUAGAGAGUAAGUAGCCACCAGCCAGACACAGUGCGGUAGGCGAAUAUGAUUCUCAAUUCACAAUUUCUCACCACCGCAAGUAAGAACAGACCAUAAUAAGCGUAGCGUUCAUGGGUGGUCUGUUUCAUAGCACUACUACACAAUUUGUUAAAAAAGAAAGAAAGGUAUUUAGCACCACGGCGGAACAACUUUUACAGGCCAACAACGACAACAUGCUGCAACCACCAGAACUGGUAUCACAACUCAUAGGGAAAAUCAAAAGAUUUACUCUCAAAUUAAGCAGUUAUAACAUCGAGCAAUUGUCAAGCACAUACACCAUCACAAAAGUCACGGAACCUGAUUCACAAAGCAUUAAAACAUUUGAGGACAUUUCUGCAAAGGUACAACUUAUAUGUCUUUUUUCCAAGCCAUUUCCAUCAAAAUGCUAAUAAAUUUGCAAUGCAUAAAACAAACGGGCCAAAACUUGAAAUUCAGCCUGUUUGACGACCCAUGCCAAAUUCUAAUUAUUCUUUACUUUUAAACUUUCUAUUUGAAAAUAAAAAAUAGUGAAAGAAAAGAGACGACUACAAUUCGCCAUUUGUACAUCACUUAUUCGGGAAUAAAAUCAUAGAAAUUCAAAAGGAACUGAAAAUGUUUAGGAUCGUUAUAAUGUUUAAAAUAACCAAAUAGAUCUUUAUGUUUAAUUUUUUACUAACAAAUACCAAACGAUUCCCUAUAAAAUACACUAUAAUUUGAUCAUUAUGAUAUCAAAUAAUUAUAAAAUAUAUAUUUGAAAUGAUAAAAAUUGGACUAAUUGUGUUGGUCGAGGUUGAACCAUUGAAUAACUUUAAAAUACAUUAUAUUUUAGCCACUAAGAUAUAAAAUAAUAGCAUAAUAUAUAUUAUGUCAGAGAAAUUAGCUUAUUUUAGAAUGACAAACCAAUGAUGUUCAUUUAUUUUACUUGAUGGCCAAAUCCCAUGUAGGUCAGGCACAUUCAACUCUUUUAUUUUAUGGUUGGCGGUUAGCCCAUUAGAUACCAUGCAUUAGUUUAUUGUUAAAUAUUUUAUUUUUAACAAUAAAAAUGAGUAUUAUUUUUACAUUUUCAUAUAUAUUUUGUCACCACGGAGAAAUAAAAGGGCUUAAAGAAAAAAAAAUUGACACUCCUGGACCCGUUUAAAUUCACAUGUGUACGGGUAAGUUGGCCCGUUCCACAGAGGAAAGAGAAAAAUAAUUGACACUCCCUAUUCUACCCUUCCUACAAACGCUCAUGGAGUAGGGAAUUUGAAAUGGGGGAAGGGUUUUUUCCUCCCUGCUAUUAUAUGUUUUUAAUUUAAAAAGAUACAACAAAUGUGCUUAUUGUGAUUGGUUAUUAUCCUUGCUUUUCUUUAAAAUGGUCAUGGUUCGAAUCCCAGUAUGUGUCUUUUUAAUGAAAAAAAAAAAUGUAUUGUGAAGACCAAAAUGUCCUUCCUACUUUCACUCUCGUUGCAGGAAAUUUGAAAUGGGGCUCCCGUUUUUCCUUUCGGCGUAUUAUAUUAUGUGUAGAUGGUUAAACGGUUACCAUGGUAACCACACCGUUUGAACACCCCUAAUUUUCCCAGCCAGACACAUUAGACUCAUUCACUCGAAGACCUCGCAAGAUGGACAAAAUGACUAUCACACGAUAAAUUUAGUGCCGAACUUUACUAAACUUAAAACUUCAGUGACCGAUUCUGGUAAUUGACCCGAAUUUACCUCCUGUCUGUAUCCCUGUUAUUAUUUCAUCCUUUUAGCUUUUUCUUUCUUCAUCAUUUUUUACUCAUUAUUUUAUUCGCUUUCAGUUUGGGAGAGGAGAAGAAUAAGGGGGACACGGCUUCCACAAUCCUCACCGCCGGCGUCUUCCCCAUUCUCGUCCUCCUCCUCCCCCUCUGCAAUCUCAAAUAAUCUAUAUCCCAUUCCUUCUUCAUUUCCGUCUCCGGUGACCUAAUCGCACUGUUCCUCUUAACUAACAAGAAACCGGCAACUCACUCGUAGUCAUCCUCAACCUCUUGUCACUCCGCCAAUUACCAGAUCUGUUCUUCCUCCGGUUUCCCUCAAUCUCUCGGAUUCCGUUCCUGCUGAUUUAGCGAUCAGGGCAUUUGGUUCUUGUGGCGGAAGGACAUAUUGGGUAUUUCCUACUAUAGAUCUCUGUUUCUCUCGGACUCCGGCGAUGGGGAAAACUUCGGUGAUCCUCUACGUUUCCCUAUGUCUCAUAUUCCUAAUGCUGCUCUCCCAUGCUCCGAAGAAGCCUUCUACCCACCGCCGGCUCAAGCUCAGGUCCAAUUUCAAUUUCAACAAUCCCCACCCCCACCACGACUCAAUCCCCUUUGACCCCGUCGUGACCCAGAUUGAGCGCCGCCUCGAGGAUCGCCGGUGGGAGCAUCACUAUAUCACCCAUUCCCAUCCCGACGCCGCCAACGAUACCCACUCCGCGACAACGGAAGCUCCUGGCCACGAGUCCCAGCCGGAGUGGGAGGAUUUCGUGGAGGCCGAGGACUACUUGAACGAUGAGGAGAAAUUCAAUGUUACCAGCAGGUUGCAGCAGCUUUUCCCCAAGAUUGACGUGGCGCCCGUUGAUGGGUAUGUGACCGAGAAUGAGCUGACGGAAUGGAAUUUAAAACAGGCCGAGAAGGAGGUUUUGCACCGUACUCAAAGAGAGAUGGAUGUUCAUGACAAGAAUCAUGAUGGCUUUAUUUCCUUUUCAGAGUACGAUCCCCCCAGUUGGGCUGCCAAUUCAGAUGCUAGUUCUCUUGAGCAUGACAUGGGUUGGUGGAAGGAAGAACAUUUCAAUGCAUCAGAUGCAGAUGGAGAUGGUCUUCUUGACAUCACAGAGUUUAACGACUUCUUGCAUCCAGCUGACAGUAAAAACCCUGACCUGCUGAAGUGGCUGUGCAAGGAGGAAGUGAGGGAAAGAGAUACAGACAAGGAUGGGAAAGUCAAUUUCGAGGAAUUUUUCCAUGGGCUUUUCGAUCUGGUAAGGAACUAUGACGAAGAAGCGCAUAAUACCUCCCAUCCAUCUGAAGACUCAACGGAGGCUCCUGCAAAGGUGCUUUUUGCUAAGCUAGACAAGAACAACGAUGGGUUUCUGUCAGACGAAGAAUUGCUGCCCAUCAUUGAGAAACUUCAUCCAUCAGAACAUUACUACGCCAAGCAACAAGCAGAUUAUAUAAUAUCACAGGCGGAUGGGGACAAGGAUGGGAAACUGUCACUGGAAGAGAUGGUGGAGAACCCGUAUGUAUUUUACAGCGCGAUCUUCACGGAAGAGGAAGAAGAAGAAUAUGAUCACGAUGAGUUCCGGUGAUUGUAGUUGUAGAAGGAGAAGCUCACACUGAUUUUUUGUUGUUUGGAGAGGAUGGGGGGAAAUGGGCAGAGCACAAAGUGGAGAUGGUGAUGGUGGGGGUCCUCUUCGGCGGGUGUCAGAUAUCAGUUUGGUGGUGCAGGGAAUGGAGGAUCGAUGAACAGAGGGAGAGUAGAAGGUUUUGGCAUGGAGAUCCCACUUGAAUCUUGAUACACACGUAACUAUAUAUUUAUGUUUUUUUAGGAGCAGCAGAAAACAUUGUUACACUUUUUUCGGGUUGGGGGGUUUGACACUCGUGUAUCUACUAAAUCUACACUUGAUCUCAACAGGGAAUGGACACUGGUUGACUAAUAACUGGAUUGAUGCUUUGAUGUUUGAUAAUUAGGUGAUCUUCUUGCAGAGGAUUGCUGCCAGUAUACCGAUUCAAGUUAUACAAAACUUCCAAAAUGGAUAACUUGACGGUCAAGGUUGGGCAAAACCUCAAACUUCCAAUUAAGAACAAUAACCCAAAUCAAUAACAAUUUGGACAUAAUAAAAAAAGUACAGCUCUUAA